AUGACCCCUGCAAAUACCUUGUUCGAAGCUCUUGAAACUUUAUCUUUCGAGGCAAGAGAACUUUAUUUGAGUUCGAAGGUGCCAAGGCUUCAAAAAGCCCCUAGUCCAUUAGAGUUUUUGAGAAAUUGGGUAAACCCAAAUAUUCCGGUUAUAAUCCAGAACGCAUUCAACGAUUGGCCAGCGAUUGAGAAAUGGAAUAACGAUUACUUACGACAGAAAAUAGGGCACAGAACGGUGACCGUCUCCGUGACACCAAAUGGCUAUGCUGAUGCUGUUGUAGGAGACAAGUUCGUUAUGCCAGAGGAACGCGAGACGAAGUUUUCCAAAUUCUUGGACAUCCUAGAAGGGAAAAUUCAAGAUCGAGGGAUCUUUUACGUUCAGAAACAAAAUUCUAAUUUAACUGACGAAUUUCAGGAAUUGUGCGCUGAAGCAGCUUCCGAUAUUCCCUGGGCAACGGAAGCUUUUGGUAAAAAUCCUGAUGCUGUAAACUUUUGGAUGGGAGACAAAAGAGCCAUCACUUCAAUGCAUAAAGAUCACUAUGAAAACUUAUACUGCGUGAUUUCAGGUAGCAAGACAUUUACACUAUUGCCUCCAACUGACCUUCCAAUGAUUCCAUAUGAACUUUACACACCUGCUAGAUUCAAAGAAACAGAUAAUGGAAAUUUUGAGAUCGUUGACGAAAGAUCUGAAAAUCACGUUACAGAACUUCCGCCUUUGGCUAAAGUGCCAUGGAUCGCUAUUGAUCCCUUAAAUCCCGAUCUUGAGAAAUAUCCAAUGUAUAGUAAUACUUCUCCUGUGACGUGCACAGUGAAUGCCGGCGAGAUGCUUUAUCUACCCUCCUUAUGGUUUCACCAUGUACAACAGUCACAUGGAUGUAUUGCUAUAAACUUUUGGUAUGAUAUGGAAUAUGAUAUCAAGUAUAACUACUUUAAAUUUGUAGAGAGUGUGUCGGACAUUGCCAAAAAGGAAUUGGCGAAUUGA
Molecule: messenger RNA, 981 nt
Organism: Porites evermanni
Lineage: Eukaryota; Metazoa; Cnidaria; Anthozoa; Scleractinia; Poritidae
Source: the annotation of a GenBank genome assembly